AUGGGCGGUAAAUCUUUCGCGAAACCAGCCUCCAGGCUUACCACCGCCGAGCUUGACAAACUUACCUCUUUAUGCCAGCUUUCCCUCGCGGCCAUCUUCUCCCGAAUCGAGCGGCUUCGCUGCAUCACCUCCAAAUCCUCACAUGGUGAUCUCGACCUCCUCUGCUCGUUCGACGAGCCGGACAUCCGCAUCGGGUCGGCGGAAGUUGGCGUGACCUCCAUCGAGGCGGGUAAAGAGGCGCCAGGGGAGGAAGGGAAUGUCGUGCGGGUGCGGCGGUUCUGCGAUACUGUCAGUGCUGCACUCGGGGCGGACGGAUGGGUGCUCGCAUUCUACGGGUACCCUAUCAUCGCGCUGCAGGUCCCGCAUACGGUCACUAGCCCUUCAGGCGAGAUCGAAGAGGCAUUUUGGCAAGUCGACAUAGCACUCGUCCACCCCGACAUGCUUGAUGCCUACCUCGUCACCUGCUCCUACAACAUCGUCUUUGCCCUCCUCGUCCUCGCCUGCCAAGCCUUAUCCCCUUCCCUAUGGUUCAAGCGCAAAUCGCUCUGCCUCCGCCAUCGACCCUUCUCCGGGCAUCCCAUCAUCCAAAUCACCCUCAUCGACGACCAGGACGAGCUAUGGGAAUGGCUCGGUCUGGACAUGGCGGUGUGGCACGCUGGAUUUGACAACUACGUGGCGAUCUAUCGGUGGAUCACGACCAAUCCUGCCGGAUCGGCACUGGUGGAUGCGUGGAAUAGGGUGGCGGCGGGAACGAUGGACGGGGUGCGGAUCGAGUACAAGCGCUUCCACACCCGCAUCGACGGCGUUCCCGAGUUUAUCGCUUGGCUAAAGGCGAACCGGGUCGUGUCGCCUUCGGAUAGGUCAGCCCACGGGCCGAUCACUUCUCCUCGUCGCAACUCAAGUGCGUUGGACUCUGGGCAGGAGCUGCCCCUCGACGAUAUCGUCAUUCCCCUUCUCAAGCGGAGCGGCCAACUCAAGAGCUACUCCGCUCAAGUCGAGCCCAUUUGGGCGAAUGUAUUACGCAUCGUGGCGAACACCGAGAAGAGGAAGGCGAACAAGGAGAAGGCGAAACGGGACGAGGAGGCGGCGCGGGCGAAGCGAGCUGCCCUCGCGGCUGAGGCUAAGAAGGGCAGUAGUGGCAGCUCCGCCGAGCUUGCCAAAGGGGCGUCGAAUCUGAAGGUGGACGGUGGAGGGUAG
Molecule: messenger RNA, 1197 nt
Organism: Dioszegia hungarica
Lineage: Eukaryota; Fungi; Basidiomycota; Tremellomycetes; Tremellales; Bulleribasidiaceae
Exons: 2
Coding region: 1-1197 (398 amino acids)
Source: RefSeq, a predicted model, not a curated record